Gekko japonicus is the source of this 417-nucleotide messenger RNA. RefSeq names its product ribosomal protein L30 (gene RPL30). The record is from RefSeq and is a predicted model, not a curated record. The annotation marks the transcript as partial. The transcript has 3 exons. Gene Ontology annotation, molecular function: RNA binding; structural constituent of ribosome. Lineage: Eukaryota; Metazoa; Chordata; Lepidosauria; Squamata; Gekkonidae. Gene Ontology annotation, cellular component: cytosolic large ribosomal subunit.
UUGUUUUUGUUAUCUAUACUGCUUUUCACAUCAUCCUACAGAAAAAGUCCCUAGAGUCUAUCAACUCCAGGCUUCAGCUGGUUAUGAAAAGUGGUAAAUAUGUACUGGGAUACAAACAGACUCUGAAAAUGAUCCGGCAGGGCAAAGCCAAGUUGGUCAUCCUUGCCAACAACUGUCCCGCUCUGAGAAAAUCGGAAAUUGAGUACUAUGCUAUGUUGGCCAAAACUGGCGUGCACCACUAUAGCGGCAACAACAUUGAACUGGGUACAGCUUGUGGAAAGUACUACAGAGUAUGUACGCUGGCCAUCAUUGACCCAGGCGAUUCUGACAUCAUUAGAAGUAUGCCAGAACAAACCAGUGAGAAGUAAUAUUGCAGAACUUUUCAUUUUUGUGUAAUAAAAACUGGUUACAAAUCUA